UAUGUUUCAAAUUUGACUAAAUUGAUAUUCAGGAACUUAAAAUCAUGCACUCAGCUUCCGUCAUUAGGUCAGCUGCCUGAACUUAAAGAGCUUUCUAUUGAAGAUGCAACCAAAAUAAAGAAAAUUGGGCCAGAAUUUCUUGGUUGUGAUGUCAAUUCAACCAGGAUUGCUUUCCCCAAACUUGAACGGCUUCAACUAUUGAACUUCCCUGAGUUGGAAGAAUGGUCUUUUGGCAUAGAAGUUGAGCAAAAUACAUCUCCAAGACUCAAGUUGCUUCCAUGUUUACAUAAACUAAUAAUCAGGAAUUGCCCAUUGUUGAAACAGCUUCCAGAAGGUCUAAAGUACUCUUCUAUGAAGUUUCUCGAGAUAGUUGGAGCUACAAGUUUGAAAUCAAUUGACAAUCUUCCUGCUGAAAUUGAGGAACUACAUUUAAGUUACUGUGAAAAAUUGAAAGUGGUUUAUUGUACCCCUACGUUAAAGAUGCUCGAAGUUCAAGUUUGCAAAGCUUUGUCUUGCGUGAAGAAGCUUGAUUCAUUGCAAAAAUUAUCUUUCAAUGAUUUUGAAGGGGAAAGCCUUCCAGAGUGGCUAUUGAUGUUUUUGCGACAACGGGGAUUGCAAAAUGAUUCUAAUGAUGACUUCCUGCUUGACUUGUACUGUAGUGAUGAGGUUCUUCGAAAAUGCGUAAAAGGAGGUUCUUAUUGGGACCUAAUUCAACACAUUCCACGAGUAAAAUUGUUCUCGGUGUCUGAGUUUGUCAAUGUAGUAAGCAACCUUAUGUUUCCAAUGCAAAUAUUUAAUUAAUUCAAUGUAGACUACUCUUUUGAUAUUUGCUAUUUGAUAGUAGUUUUUUA
Dendrobium catenatum is the source of this 851-nucleotide messenger RNA. Its product is annotated as putative disease resistance RPP13-like protein 1. NCBI's taxonomy places the organism in Eukaryota, Viridiplantae, Streptophyta, Magnoliopsida, Asparagales, Orchidaceae. The transcript has a single exon. The annotation marks the transcript as partial. The record is from RefSeq and is a predicted model, not a curated record.